Messenger RNA from Dovyalis caffra, 1134 nucleotides. NCBI's taxonomy places the organism in Eukaryota, Viridiplantae, Streptophyta, Magnoliopsida, Malpighiales, Salicaceae. The record is from the annotation of a GenBank genome assembly.
AUGGAGAAGCACAAGUGCAAAUUGUGCUUCAAAAGUUUCUCUAAUGGCAGAGCUUUAGGUGGUCACAUGAGGUCUCAUUUGUUGAAUCUUCCAAUUCCUCCAAAACUAGAAGAUCAAUUCCCACAUAUUGAAGUCAGCGAAGAUACUGAAUUAACUUCAUCUUCAGAGGAAGAAGCAGAAGAAGGACAGGGAGGACAGGGAGGAGAAAAAGAAGAAGAGGGUGUUUUUUAUGGGCUAAGAGAGAACCCAAAAAGAAGUAUUCGUUUGGUAGAUCCUGAGUUCUCUUUUGCUGCUGUUGAUGCUGGUUCUGUUGUGCUUCAAGAUAGAGAAAGUGAGACCGAGUCAUCAAAGAACCCAACAAGAAGACGAUCCAAGAGGACUAAGAGAUUGCUAGAGCAUCAUCAUCAUCAGUAUCAUCACCAAAGACCAAGAGAAGACCAAGAGAACAACAACACAAUAAAGAAGCUUGAAUUCAAGAAAAUGGGUACUAUUAAGGGAGCAGCUGAGUCAUUAUGGGGUCAUGAACCUGAACCGGUGAGUUCAAUUUCUGACACUACAACAGAAGAAGAUGUCGCUUUCUGUCUUAUGAUGCUUUCAAGAGACAAAUGGAAGAGAAAAGACCAAGAGAAUCAAGGAGAAGAACAGGAAGUUGAAGAGGAAGCAGAAGCUGAAACAGAUGAUUCUGAUGAGUUCAAAUCUUGCAAGACAAAAGUUAGAGGGAAGUACAAAUGUGAAACAUGCAACAAAGUCUUUAAAUCUUAUCAAGCUUUAGGUGGGCACAGAGCAAGCCACAAGAAACUCAAAGUUUAUACGCCAAGUAAAGAAUCGAACUUGGAGCCAACAGAAAAUGUAGAUGCUUCUACUUCUUUGCCAGAGAAGAAAAUCCAUGAAUGUCCAUAUUGUUUUAGAGUAUUUUCAUCUGGGCAAGCCCUUGGUGGCCACAAAAGAUCUCAUGUAAUUGGUGUAGCGGCUUCUUCAAGUACUCCUGCAAGAAGUUCCACAAAGUUUGGAGACAAUAAUUUGGGUUUGAUAGAUCUUAAUCUUCCUGCUCCAGUUGAUGAUGAUGAUGUUAGCCAAGUUGAUCAGCUCUCUGCUGUCUCUGAUGCAGAAUUUGUUAACAGCAUCAAACGGUGA